GUUGUCUAACAACAGGUUCUCUGAUGCAUUUGUGGAGGACAUGGUGGGUGCUUUGGUGUCGCAGACAACUCAUCCACUGGCACUCAUUGAUGCCUCUGUUAAUCAGAUCAGUUCAGCUGGAGCAAUGAAGUUUUGUGAACUUUUCACCUCAAGUUCACACCAGACAAAUAUCCACUCACUCAACCUAAGCAACAAUAACAUAGAUCACCAAGGUGUUAAGGCCUUGGUUGGCUGCGUUGGAAAGACUAGCUUGACCAGCUUACACCUGAACAGCCAAUCCAAGUCAUGUGAGGAGGAGGAGAUGGACGAGGUGCUCACUUCACUGGCACAGGCUCUAGGUCUGACGGUGCAGGGAUCAGGAGAAGCUGUGGUGGAAGCAUGCAGUGACCUGCCUAAAGUAAAUGUGGGACCCUAUACUGUGGUGCAGCUCAACAACCUGGGGGGUAACACAGGGCACAUGGGAAGCAUGUUGGACUGUUCAGCAAUAUCCACAGACUAUAAGAAGAAGAAAUUGCCACAUUUAUCUUUUCAUCAUGCUUUGCAACUAGCCUCUGCAUUCAAAGGUUAUGAUUCACCAGAGUGUUUACUGUCCAGUGAUGAGUGGAAUAUGAUUAUUGGAGCAGAUAAAGAAGCCCCAUCAUGGUUGCAGAUUGCUGACCACAGAGAUACUGCAGUGUAUAUGAGCCAGCUCCCAGCCAGUAUCACAGUCCAGAAGAUGGAGGGGAUUCUGGAGAUGGAGGCUGACUGUGAAGUGCAGGAGGUCUGCCUCAUGAAGGAUCCUAUAAAUAGAAAGAAUAACGGACUAGCAUGGGUACUGCUGGCUGAUAAGGUUUCAGUGGAAAGAGCAGAGAAGUUUUUCAACAGUGGAGAGGCAUUGGUAUUUGGCCAGGCCUUCAUGCUUAGCAGAGUUGCAGUGAAGAUUGAUGACCAAGCCAAUACUGAAGCUGAGAAAGUGGCAAGACUGGACAUGGAGAGACGUAUUCAGGAGAGGAGGGCUGCUGAGAGGGAACACAGGACUUUGAUUCAAACUAGCUAUGCCACAUCCCAGGCAAGACAUGCAUACAUGUUGGCAAACCCAGCAUAUGCUGAUGGUAGGGUGUGGUAAAUAUGAGGGCAAAGUAAUUUAAGUUGCUUUGUACUUUCUAAAGGUACAUUUGUGACAUGAACAUGUAACAGAAUGAAAAUAAAAUUGUGACCAUCUGAAGUCCAAGUGAUAAGAACUUGAUACAUAAGAAUUAUGCAUAAAGAUACGAUUCUAAUCACAUAAAACACUAUUACAAUAAUUGUAUUUUAUACUUAUUCAGACCAGCUUGCAAAAUUUUAGGUUCUUUAAUGCAGUCUUGUUUUUACUGUAUUGCAUGAAAAAAAACACAAAGUGUAUUUAUGUAAUCAAAAGUAAGAUAAAGAAAUGACAGUCGUAAGAGUAUGAAUUAUUCUAUGAAGUAUUUGUUCAUGAGAUUUCUUAAAAGAAGUAUUUGUCUGGCAACAACAUAUUUCAUAAAAUUAUAUAUAAGGUUAAUUAAUACACUUAAUCCCCUGCUACAUGUUAUUGCAAUGAAACUGUCUUAAUAAAAGAUCAAUAUUAGUAGAAUUACUUUUAAAGUUGGAAAUUGAGCAAGAUUUUGAUAGUUUAUUGCAAUAUGUGUUGCAUUGGUUAAACAUAUAAACAUAGAUAUAUUAUUAUUGUGACCUUUGAGAAUGAUGUAGGUUUUACUGUGCUCUAUGUUUGAGGCAUUAACAUUUUUGUAGGUUUAUUGAAAGUGUACUUAUUUGUUAUUUAAAAAUUCAGAUUUCAUGAUUUUGUGCCAAUUUGACAGUCUAGUAUGGUUGAAUUCAUGUGUUGGCAUAGUAAGAAUCCUGUGGUUAACAUUGAUCUCACUUUGGUGAACUUAAGCAGCAGCUGUGGUAAGUGCCAAUAUUUUUAAAGUGCCAAUAUUUAUACGUAGCAGAGAAGCAAAUUGAA
This is a messenger RNA of Lingula anatina, 1963 nucleotides long. RefSeq lists its product as uncharacterized. Lineage: Eukaryota; Metazoa; Brachiopoda; Lingulata; Lingulida; Lingulidae. The record is from RefSeq and is a predicted model, not a curated record. Gene Ontology annotation, molecular function: GTPase activator activity; small GTPase binding; nucleic acid binding. Gene Ontology annotation, biological process: nucleocytoplasmic transport; activation of GTPase activity. Gene Ontology annotation, cellular component: nucleus; perinuclear region of cytoplasm; cytosol.